This is a messenger RNA of Alternaria atra, 633 nucleotides long. RefSeq lists its product as uncharacterized. The transcript is spliced from 2 exons. NCBI's taxonomy places the organism in Eukaryota, Fungi, Ascomycota, Dothideomycetes, Pleosporales, Pleosporaceae. The coding region runs from base 1 to 633 and encodes 210 amino acids. The record is from RefSeq and is a predicted model, not a curated record.
AUGGAGCUUCAAAUUCCCACUGUCACUAUUGACGACUUACGCGCCUUUCAUGCGCAACACUUUCCACACGCGCCCGCACCAGAACAAAUACUGCACGGCUUCGAGCCGGAAGUAGAAGCGGCUGAAGAGUACUACGACGAAGCAGACGAUGGGCUAGGCUACUACCCUGAUGGCACGAAGCGCACCCUGACAGACGAGCAAAUUGCCAUGUUCCGACAUUCGGAAAUUCAUGCUAUGCUCCGCAAACGGCGGCUACAAAAAGAGAACGGCGAGAUCUCCGAUGACAAGGCUGUCCCUGCGAGCCCAGCAUCGUCUUGUUCUCCAACACAAGAAGGCUCCUCACACAUGGCUGCCGAUGUCGACCAGACGCAGCCUGAUAAGCCUGCAGGACCGAAGAAGCAACAGUGGGCGACUACUAGUGCAACGACCAAAGCCAAGAAUAAGAGAAAGCGGGAUAGAUACGCGAAAAGGAGAAAAGAAAUAAGGCUUGAGAGAGGCUUGCCGCGAAGAAGGAGUGGCCGCGAUGGCGCAGAGAGCGGUGACAGUGACGACGGGAGCGACGAGUGGGAUGCCUGGCAUCAGGCUAACGGACCCGAUGUGCAAAAGGAUGAUACUCUCGAUCUCGACUAUUGA